AUGGAAAAAGUUUGGUCGCUGUUUUCUUCAGCGACUAAGCAAAAUUCUUACAGCUCCUCUUAUUCAAUAGAAUCUGUUUCUGAGCAAAGUUUAGAUCCUCUAUUCACCCUUAAAAAAGGUAAAAGAAAUAGCGACAAUUUACAGGUUUCCGUUUUUGAAUACAAACUCUCAAAAGACAAAUCUGAGGAAAACUUGAGGCUUGCUAAGUUAUUUCUUCGGAGAUUAAAAACUUUGCGGCACCCAAAUUUGCUUAAAUUUUAUGACGGAGAAGAAACAGAUACUCUAAUUGCUGUUUGUACCGAGCCGGUGGAGCCCCUUCAUAUAUUUUUAGAAUCUGAAGCUGAAAAUUUAACUUCAAAGCAACAAGAAUACCAAAUUCUUUGGGGGCUGCAUCAACUUUUAAAAGCAGUUCACUUUUUAAAUAGCAGUUCUUUGGCCCACUGCAACGUCGGCCUGCACUCCGUCUAUGUGGAUGACGCUGGUGAUUGGAAGCUUGGCGGCCUUCAAUAUAGCAGACCCCUUGAAGAGCUUGACGAUCUCAACUGUUUGCCUAAUUCUCACUAUCUUCCGCCAGAAAUAAGAAAGAAAAAAAGUUUUUCCAGCGAAAAUCCUCUCUGGUCUGUGGAUGUCUACAGCAUUGGAAUCCUAAUAUGGGAGGUUUUUAACAAUGCGAACCAUAAAGGGGAUCUCCGUAGUCCUCAACGUGAUGUAAAAAAGAUCCCGGCCAGUCUUCGUUCGGUUUAUUUAUCGCUUGUCCACGACGACCCGCAGCGGAGGCCGAACUGCGCGGAAGUCCUUUCCAGCUUAAAAAGUAAAGGCGGAGCGUUUGAUAGCGAUUUUUUUGCCGUUUGCUUAUUCUUGGAAGAAUUCCACUUGAAAAGCGAAGACGAGAAGAUGAGUUUCUGCGCCAAACUAAAUACUGUUCUGCCCCAAAUUUCCUUGCGGUCCCGUCAUAACAAGAUUCUACCUUUGCUGAUCAACGCUGUGUUGUAUGGAGGCGCUCGUACUUACAAUAUGCUAAAGAGCCUUUUUAAAAUCGCCUCGACCCUAGACGAGGUCGAGUUCCAGCGCAGGGUCGCUCCUUACUUGUCGCGGCUGUACUCCUCGCCGGAAAGGGAAACACGCGUAGCUCUGCUUUCCAAUCUGGAGUUGUACAGGAAGCAUCUUUCGAAAGACCUUCUGAACCUGGAAUUGUUCCCGAAACUUGCUAUGGGGCUUAAGGACAACCUGGCAGCCAUGCGACUGCUUACGCUAAAGGCUUGUCUUUUACUGGCCGCGCUGUUUACUGACAAAGUCCACGAGGAGUUGAUAACGAAGUACUUGCUACCGCUCCAGACAGACCCGCAUCCGGGUAUCAGAGUAAACACGGUUAUCUGCAUGGGAAAGAUGGCGCCCUUUCUCUCCGCACAAAACAGGAAAAAGUUCCUCUUAACGUCCCUUUCAAGGCCAUUGAAAGAUCCUUUUUAUCACACACGCGUUGCUGCUCUCAGGGCUUUAUAUGCUACUUCUGAAUAUUUCGAUGAAGAAAUAGUGGCCACAAAAAUUCUUCCUCUUGUGGUUGUUGGCUGCAUUGACCCAGAAGUGGAGGUGAGAGCCCAGACCUUCCGACUCCUUUCCUUGUAUCUCUCGCGUCUGGAAAAGCACUCGGAGGCCAUGCCCCCCUCCAGCCGCGAAAAAAGCGGUUCGCUAAAGUCUUCGUCAGAAGGCUCUGUAGCCUCCUGGACUGAGCGAGCCGUGUCGCACGCCUUCUCUUCUAUAGUUCGUCUAGCACAAGGAGUUCAGACUGAACCUCCUUGCCAGGAAUGCUCUAUACGACCCACUGAAGAGCAGAGCAUAUCCACUAGAGAAGUAGUAGAAGGCUGGAAGGACAUUGAACUCUCUGAUUGGGAGUGGGAUCCCGAGGACAACGAGGGCUUUGCUCCUGUUAAAAGUGAGCGCCGACAGAGCACAAAGGGCCAUUCGAGAUCACCCUUUUAAAUACCUAGACCUCCUUUAUUCAGUCCUUUGAACCUCCUCUUUUCUUGGUUCUUCUGAUUCACUAUUAUAGUGAAUAAAAAGAAGAAGGGGCCAAGCAAAAAGGCAAAAGUA
Messenger RNA from Zophobas morio, 2088 nucleotides. Its product is annotated as N-terminal kinase-like protein. Gene Ontology annotation, biological process: protein phosphorylation. The transcript is spliced from 17 exons. The record is from RefSeq and is a predicted model, not a curated record. Gene Ontology annotation, molecular function: protein kinase activity; ATP binding. NCBI's taxonomy places the organism in Eukaryota, Metazoa, Arthropoda, Insecta, Coleoptera, Tenebrionidae. The coding region runs from base 1 to 1977 and encodes 658 amino acids.